Balaenoptera musculus (blue whale) is the source of this 2197-nucleotide messenger RNA. RefSeq names its product solute carrier family 2 member 7 (gene SLC2A7). Gene Ontology annotation, biological process: monosaccharide transmembrane transport. The record is from RefSeq and is a predicted model, not a curated record. Gene Ontology annotation, cellular component: membrane. Gene Ontology annotation, molecular function: hexose transmembrane transporter activity. Lineage: Eukaryota; Metazoa; Chordata; Mammalia; Artiodactyla; Balaenopteridae.
AUGCUCACGCGGUACAGCGUCUACUUACUGCAGAAGAGGAGAGAGAGCACGUGCCAGAUCCAGCUCCCGCGCCUCCAACCCACACUGAGCACAGCCUUUGGCUCGGCCUUCCAACAUGGCUGCAACAUCGCUGUGGUUCACACGCCGCACAAGGUCUUGAAGUCCUUUUAUAAUGAAACCUACUUUCAGCGACACGGAGCCUUCAUGGAUGAGAAAGUCAUGGUGCUGCUGUGGUCCUGCACCAUGUCCAUGUCUCCUCUGGGCAUCUUGGUGGGGCCCCUGCUUACUGGCCUGCUGGUUGACAAAUGUGGCAGAAAGGGAACACUGCUGAUCAACAAUGUCUCUGCCAUCCCUGCCAUCCCGAAGGGAGUCAGCAAAGAGAGCAAAGCUUCCGAGCUGAUCAUCUUUUCUCGAGUGGCGCUGGGAGUCUGUGCAGGCAUCUCCUACAGUGCCCUUCCCAUGAACCUGAGAGAGUUAACUCCCAAGAACCUUAGGGGUGCUCUGGGAACAAUGACGGAGGUGUUUGUCAUCGUGGGGAUCUUCCUAGCACAGAUCUUCAGCCUGCAAGCCAUCCUGGGCAACCCUACAUGCUGGCCUGUGCGCUUGGCACUCACGGGGGUCCCCGCACUGCUUUGGCUCCCCUCUCUGCCCUUCUUCCCUGAGAGCCCGAGGUCCACCCUGAUUCAGAAAAGAGAUGAAGAAGAAGUUCGACAAGCUCUGCGGAAGCUGAGAGGCUGGGCAGAUGUGGAGGACGAGAUGGAAGAAAUGCGCGUGGAGGACCCCGAGGGGGCCGAGGGCCGCCUGUCCGUGCUCAGCCUCUUCACGUUUCCGCCUGUCCGCUGGCAGCUGGUCUCCAUCAUCGUGCCCAUGGCCGGCCAGCAGCUCUCCAGGGUCAACGCGGUAUCCUACUACGCGGACAUGAUCUACGCCUCCUCGGCUGGCAUGGAGGCGGCUCAUUCCCAGUAAGUAACAGUGGGUGCCACUGUAGUCAACAUAGUGAUGACCGUCAUCUCGGCAGGCGCCGUCGAGCGGCUGGGUAGGCGGCGCCUCCUGCUGGUCGGCUACGGCAUCCGUGUCUCGGCGCUGCGCUUCCAGAGCACGGUCCCUGAGCUGUCUUACCUUGGCAUCAUCUGUGUCUUCGCCUGCAUCGCAGGACAUUCCAUCGGGCCCAGUGAGCACCUGCAUGCCCCACUACCAGGGGUAAUCAGACUGGCGAUCUUCCUGCAGUCCUCGCGGUGGACGGGGGCCGUGCUGCGGGCGCUCACCAGCAUUAUUGUGGGCUUCGCGUUCCCUUCUGUCCAGGAGGUCAGUGGUGCCUACAGCUUCAUUAUCUUUGCCAGAAUCUGCCUCCUCACUGCUGUUUACAUCUACGUGGUCAUUCCUGAGACCAAGGGUCGAACAUUUAUGGAGAUAAAGCGAAUUUUUGCCCAGAGAAACAGAGUGGAGUUUCUGGAGAAGAAAGAAGAAAUCACAGAUGCUGGGCCUCACGUACCGUCUCUGCCUGCCAGGGAGACUUCCUUUUAGUGGCUCAACUCGUCCCCCAGGUGGCACAUUUAAGGCUUCCUUCUCUGAGGAAGGGUCUCCCUGCCCCAGGCCUCGAGGGAAGGUGACUGCUGUGAGAUUUCUGUGCCCCCAGUGGCAACUGGAAGACUUUGGUCUUCCAGUUUGGUCCCUGAUCUAGUUAAGAAGCAGUUAGCUUCCAACGCUAACCCUGGGAGGAAUGACCUAGGAGGACGGGCAGGUACGUGAGUAUUGAUUGGCAAGAAUAGAUUCGUCGAUUCUACCUCAGCAUCAAAACUCAAAUGGUGGAUGGACACACUUUUUUAAAGUAAAAUUUUUCAAGUUCAGCAUUUGAUAUGGAGGCUGAAUCCUGAUCAACGUGUCAGAGAAUCAAAGAACUAGAAACCAAGGCUCUGGAUUCCAUCGCCUUCCUGGGGUGGCUUCCUCUCUCUCUGUGGCUGAAGGUUGCAGGGCUAAUCCUGGUCAGCGUCUACAGAUUGCAGGAGUUGUUCACUCGCAUUUCUGAUGGUUGAUGCUGGCUGAAACUGACGCAUGAUCUGGGCUUCCUCAUACCUUGGUAGCUGGAUUCCUGCGUGUGGGGGAAGGAGAGAGAGAAACAAAAUGCUAUACACACUCACACCCCUAGCUUUGAACAUCACAUAGAUAGCAUCAGUUCUGCCACAUUCUGUUCUUUAGA